Molecule: messenger RNA, 558 nt
Organism: Cynara cardunculus var. scolymus (artichoke)
Lineage: Eukaryota; Viridiplantae; Streptophyta; Magnoliopsida; Asterales; Asteraceae
Product: heavy metal-associated isoprenylated plant protein 2-like
Exons: 2
Coding region: 119-463 (114 amino acids)
Molecular function (GO): metal ion binding
Source: RefSeq, a predicted model, not a curated record
AGAUAUGAUAAUGUUCACAACAUAGAAGAGAGUAUAUAUAUAUAUAUAAAUGUUAUAUCGUUUUGGGACAUUUGGAGUACAAUUCAUUAAUUUGGUACAUGUUAUAGACAUAUAGAAUAUGCCUCAGGAGAUAAAGCUAAAAGUUAGGAUGCAGUGUGAAAAAUGCAAGAUUGAGGUAAUGAAGACGGUUACCGAACUAUCCGGUGUUGAUGAGAUAUCUGUGGAUUUAGAGAAGGAGAUUUUAGUUGUUAUCGGCGACGUUGAUCCCGUUUCUGUUGCAACUCGCUUAAGGAAGAAACGAAGGGUUGCUGAAAUUUUAAGUGUUAGAAAAUACAGAAGGAAGGAUAAGGUGUUUGUUAAUCCAAGAGUAUAUUACAACAUUAAUUCUUGUGAAAAUGGAUAUGAACAAGUAUUUAGGUAUCCACCAUCCAAUGGAAGUGGAGGUAAUUGCAACAUUCUUUAGAAUGAUCUUCAUCAAACCUAUGUAUUGUUGCACAAGACAGAACUCUAAACUUAUAUUGUAAUAUAUAGAAUUUCCAUUCAUAAUUUUUCUGUUCU